AUGGGACCUCAGUCUGAGGGACGCCCAUCUGGAGAGGGGCGCGGCUAUGGUGGAGGCCCGCCGUAUACCGAGGAUGGACGGCGAUACCAGACGGAUAGAAAUAUGGACCAGCAACUCGCCAGGCCAAAUGGCGCAUUUGCGUCAGAUAAUAGACUGGCGGUAUCACCUGCUGGUAGUGCAAGUGGGAGAGAAAGGGAACGAGAUGGGGAAUCCCAGAAGACUAGCGGAGAGCGCAAGAGGUCCCGGACACGAAAUGGCCGGACAGCAUCUGGACAGCUUAGGAUGUGCAAGAAAUGUGGUGAACCCUUAACCGGUCAAUUCGUACGCGCGCUGGAUGGCACAUUUCACUUGGAUUGCUUCAGAUGUCGGGACUGCGGACAAAUAGUAGCUUCAAAGUUCUUUCCGGUCGAUGAAGAGGAUGGGGAAGGUCAAUAUCCUUUGUGUGAGACAGAUUACUUCAGGAGGUUAGACCUCAUAUGCCAUAAGUGUAAUGGGGCAUUGCGGGGUUCAUAUAUUACGGCUCUGGAUCGGAAAUAUCAUAUCGACCAUUUUACAUGUUCGGUUUGCCCGACGGUAUUUGGAGCGCAAGACAGCUACUACGAGCACGAUGGGCAAGUUUAUUGUCACUAUCAUUACUCGACACAAUUUGCGCAACGGUGCAAUGGCUGCCAGACCGCAAUCUUGAAGCAGUUUGUUGAGAUAUUCCGCAACGGGCAGAACCAACACUGGCACCCCGAAUGUUAUAUGAUCCAUAAAUUCUGGAAUGUGAGACUCGCAUCAUCACAGGACGCCGUGGAAGCAAGACCUCAGUUGGCAGAUGAAACAGACGAGCAAGGGCGCAAUGCCGUAAAGGAUGAGGAAGAAAGAAUGGAGGAGAAGGUCUACAGAAUAUGGAGUGUUCUUUCCACCUUUGAAGAGUCUUCUGCAGCAUGUAUAUCAGACAUGCUGCUCAAUGUGAGCAAUGGCGCUUACGUGGACGGGGUAAUGGUCGCCAAGAAGUUCAUUAUGCAUGUCGACUUGUUGUUCAGACUUUCAUACUCACGAGAAGCAAAACUUUUGUGCAAAAAAAUAGUCUCGUUCUUUUCUCUACUUUCAAAGACGCAAGAAACAGGUGUCCGAAAGCUUGGCGUUACCCAGGAAUUGCUCGCAUUGGUUACGGGGUUGGCUCAUUACUUGAAACUCCUGAUUCGGAUAUGCCUCCAAGGAUCCCUGAAAGUGGAAAGAGAGCAGAAGAGUUCCGAUGGUCUUUAUCAAUUCCUGGACGAGCUUAAUGACCUAGAGGUCAUCAAGACCGAUGAACGGUCACUCGAGGACAUAACUGGCACAUCUGGCCUUUCUGGAUCACAGUCGGACUGUUGCAUGAGUUGCAAACUCCCCAUUGAAGAUGAAUGCACACGUCGCGAGGAGCAAAGAUGUCAUCUAGCAUGUCUGAGAUGUGCUAAUUGCGCCCGUGAACUGGCACAGAAUCUUGAGGAUGUUCGAUGGUCCAGUCAAAACGAAGCGAUAUACUGCAAUAAUUGCGAAAAACGAGUGCCUGGCGGUGCAGUCGGCGGCUUUGAGAAGGUCACGAGGCUUGAGCAAUACAUUUUCCUCUUGAGGGCUGCUCUUGCAAGGCUAUUGGGGGUACUCAAAUCGACCGGCACGGUUCCCCACACAGCGGACGAUCCCAACUUGAACGGCUACAACUCCAGUGAGGGCCAUCGAUUGGCGACAAUAGCUGAGCCGCCUCUACUAAGAUCAGACACUCGCUCCAAAUCAUAUGGCGGAAAUGCGGAUGACAAUCCCCGGGAAUCGUCGUAUGAAAAUACACUAAACGAUGUUCGUCGACUAAGAAGCACGCGAAUGGACAAGCAUCUUUCUUCGACCAUCAAAAAAGCGAGAACAUCCCGUAUAAUGGAUGGCCCGGACGGUCGUAGCGUUAGACCGGGAUCCGCAGGAGCCGAUGGGUCAGAUACCAGGAAUGGCGAUUUCCAAAUCGUUGAAGAACGUGAUGGCAACGGUGAAUCGAGAACUGAGCUCUUGUUUGGUAAGGAAAAUGCUCUUACGUUGGACGAUAUUCCAAGAAUUGUUGCCGCAGAGCAAGCUAAAGACCAGCGACCCAAUGCUUACAAGCAUGCUCGCCACGAAAUGUUCCGGACUUCUGUUACAGAACCAAAGCUUCUCAAUGGCCACCAACGAAACUUUUCCAGUGGCAAUGGGCUUGAUAUGCCUGCUCCCGGGGAGCCAUCAUCGCAGCGACGAGAUGGAGGCAAGAGGUAUUUUUCUGAGCUCUCCGCCUUGGAAUACUUCAUCGUCCGCCAUGUCGCUGUUAUUGCGAUGCAGCCAAUGCUCGAGGGGCAUUUCACCAUGGAGGAGCUACUCAACUUGAUCGAGACAAGGAAGCCAACGUUCUGGAAUAAAAUGGGGAAAGCUUUUAAGAACGAUGCAAAGAAAGGUAGCAAGAAGAAGGGCGUAUUCGGUGUCCCUCUCGAACAAAUCAUCGAGAGGGACGGAGCCGACUCGACCGAUGGAAUCGGGCCCGGGGCUUUGCGGAUACCCGCUAUCGUGGACGACUGUGUGACCGCUAUGCGGAAAAUGGACCUCUCGGUUGAAGGUGUCUUCCGGAAAAAUGGAAACAUCAAAAGAUUGAACGACACGAUGGCAGCCAUCGACAGGGAUGGAUGUGAUGCCGAGAAGCUGGCCCAACAGAAUGUUGUACAGAUCGCUGCCCUUCUUAAAAAGUACCUGCGAGAACUUCCAGAUCCGUUAUUGACUUUCAAGUUGCACCGACUCUUCAUCGCGUCACAAAAGAUAAAUGAUGAAGAAAAACGCCGACGUGUUUUACAUUUGACAUGUUGUCUGCUUCCGAAAGCUCACCGAGAUUCGUUGGAAAUUCUAUGCUCGUUCUUCAAUUGGGUAGCGUCAUUCCACCAAGUUGAUGAGGAGUCAGGUUCAAAAAUGGACACGCACAACCUGGCUACUGUCAUUGCCCCAAACAUUCUAUAUACGAAUGCAAAGACCCCUGUUGAUGAUAAUUUCCUGGCUAUUGAGGUCGUACACACGCUCAUCGAGUGCAACGAGCAGAUGUGUGAAGUACCUGAAGACCUCCAGUCGAUACUGGGCGAUCCCACGCUUUUCAACAACACUAGCGACAUCACCACCAAAGAAAUCUUGAAACGCUAUGGAGAUAUCGGCCAAAACGGUGGGGCUCGCCAUCAAGUCGAGACAGUAGAGGGUUUAUCACCAUCGAAGGACGACGGUGGACGACCGCUGGCUCCAGUUCUUACUCGAGUUGACACCGACCCAUCUCAGACAAAUGCCUGGCAAAAGGAAAGCAGUGUGCGGCACAUCCAGGAACCUUCUGCGCCUUAUGGAGCUCCGGGCAACCAAAAUACACCACCACAGCAGUGGCAUAAUCCAGAUUUAGAAGCGCCCUUGCCGUUUAUCCAUCGAAAUGGCACUCCGGAUAGUCAGGCCGAGCACUCUCGUCGGGAAUAUCGCAAUUCAGGAUGGGGUCGACCGCGAAAUGGAUCAGUCGGCGUCGGCGUAACUGGAGCUGGUUAA
Molecule: messenger RNA, 3543 nt
Organism: Lachnellula hyalina
Lineage: Eukaryota; Fungi; Ascomycota; Leotiomycetes; Helotiales; Lachnaceae
Gene: rga1
Product: Rho-type GTPase-activating protein
Exons: 4
Coding region: 1-3543 (1180 amino acids)
Biological process (GO): actin cytoskeleton organization; signal transduction
Cellular component (GO): cytoplasm
Source: RefSeq, a predicted model, not a curated record